GAAAGAAGGAACUGGGAAAAGAAGGAGGGGAAGUUCAACCUCGCUUCCUUCCCUAUCUUCCACAGAAAACCAAACAUGGCAUCUUCUAUGAGGAGCUUGUUUACUGACCACAGCAGAUACGUUGAAUCUUUUCGGAGGUUUCUCAACAAUUCUACGGAACACCAGUGCAUGCAGGAAUUCAUGGAAAAGAAGCUGCCAGACAUAAUAGCAAGGAUUGGAAGCACAAAAUCAGAAAUUAAGAUUCUAAGCAUAGGUGGAGGUGCAGGUAUGAAUAACACCUUUUAA
Messenger RNA from Tupaia belangeri chinensis (Chinese tree shrew), 285 nucleotides. Its product is annotated as histamine N-methyltransferase-like. Bases 76 to 285 code for a protein of 69 amino acids. The transcript has 2 exons. The record is from RefSeq and is a predicted model, not a curated record. NCBI's taxonomy places the organism in Eukaryota, Metazoa, Chordata, Mammalia, Scandentia, Tupaiidae.